AUGUUAUUCUUACUCCUAAUACUACCAUUUGGGUUUAGUUUCAAUCCAUUCAAGAACAAAAACAUGGCUCAAGAUAGAUUAUUAUGUAAGAAUUGUAGUAGUUAUUUCCCUAACCAACCACCAUGGAAUUUAUCAUAUGCCCCAUUCACAGUGAUUUGUCCUCCAGGUGAAUUAAUUCGAGAUGCCAAUAAUGCAUCAUUAUGUCAAGAAGAAUCAAAUUAUAUUACCCAUCGUAAUGCUAAGACUGAAAUAUCAUUAAAAUCUUUAUUCCAUAGAAACAAAAUCCCUAAUUUCGACAUUGAAACAUUUUGGUCCAUUAAAACCAAACCCAUCCAAAUAGCAAUAUCUAUAUCUGGAGGCGGAUAUCGAUCAAUGCUUACAGGUGCUGGGGUUGUAUUGGCAUUAGAUAAUAGAUAUCCCAAUUCGUUAUUAUGUUUAAAUGGUUUAUUACAAAGUACUAGUUAUAUUGCUGGAAUAUCUGGUGGAUCUUGGUUAGUAAUGAGUAAUUUUAUUAAUGAUUUCGAACCAAUUCAUAAAUUAAAAGAUUUGAUUUCAGAAAAAUGGGAUUUAGAAGAACUGUUAUUACAAGGAGUGCCUAAUUUUGAUACCUCGGAAUUACAAAAAGACCAGCAACAACAACAACAGCAAAACUUGGAAUCAAAAAAUAAAUACAAAAAUAAAAAGCAAGGAAUGUUUAGUAGUAUUUUGGAGUUGUUUAUAUCAGUUAAAAGUAGCAGCGCCGGUAACACUAAUGGUAACUCUCAACCAGGAUUUAGUGGCUGGAUAGGCAGUUUGUUUAAUUCUCCACAAGAGCAGCCUCUAACCAAGCCAAAUCAAACUCAAACUCAAACUACAGAUGGAUACAGGUUGAUAAAAAAAUACUUGCAUUUCUAUAAAGAAUUGUUAAUUGAAGUCAGAGACAAAAAGAAAGCUGGGUUCCAUACUUCAUUUACAGAUUAUUGGGGUCGAGCAUUGGUUAGGAGGAUUUUCAAAUCCACAGCAAGAACUCCAGGUGCAACAAUAUCUGCUGCCACACACGUAUUAACUUCAUUCAAAGAAUACGAUCAACCUUUCCCCAUAAUUGGAACCAUUGAAAAAGAUCCCAGCAAUCCAGAAUUUUCAACAAAUCUUGAAUCCCAUUGCUUUGAAUUGACUCCAUUUGAGUUUGGGUCCUGGGAUUCAUAUUUGCAUGCUUUUAUUCCAAUUAAAUAUUUAGGAACAUCUUUAAAACUGAAUGUACCAACCAAGAAAUCAACCACUGGAAAUUAUUCUUAUUGUGUUUCUGGAUUUGAUAAUGUUGGGUUCAUUACUGGAACUUCUUCUUCAAUUUUCAACCACGUAUUCUUUUCAGUGUAUAAAUUACUUGAAAGUUAUGAACUGGAUGCAGUAUCACUAAUUGAAACAACCUUGAAAUCACUUGGAUUGAGUUCAGAAUGGAAAACUUUGAAAAAUCCUAAACUACACGCUGAUUAUGCCUUGUAUUCACCUAAUCCAUUUUUUCAAUAUGGCAAGAACAAUACCAGUAUCUGGGAAAGUCCUGAUUUAUAUUUGGUAGAUGGUGGAGAUGAUGGACAAAACAUACCUUUCCAUCCAUUUUUGACUGCAGCCAGGAAUGUAGACAUUAUAUUGGCAUACGAUAUGAGUAAUGAAAAGGAUAAUUACCCAAAUGGAACUGUACUUGCACGGACAUCACAGCGGUAUAAACAAACAAACAACACCAAAAUCGAAAUACCAUAUUUCCGCCUACCAGAUGGUAUUACUACCAAAUCAUUAAUUAAAUCUAUAUUCCCGAAAGUUCCAACACCAAAGCAAAUAACCACUAGUGGGUUAAACAAACAUCCAAUAUUCCUUGGUUGUGAUAUUGUUGAGGAUUAUGAGGCUUUGGAAUUUCACGAUAUGGUACCAAGAGAAACCCAAAUACGGCCACAAAACUACUUACCUCCUUUGAUUGUAUACCAUGCCAACAACAAUUAUAGUUAUCGAUCUAAUACUUCUACUUUCCAAUUGAGUUACAAUAAAACCGAAGUUUAUGGAAUGAUAAACAAUGGGUACAAUCUUGCAACGUAUAUGAAUAGCACAUUGUUUAGUGUAUGCUUGAACUGUGCAAUAAUCAAACGGGAAUUCGAUAGAUUGUCAUUGCGGAUAAACCCAAAAUGGCACGAUAACAAAUUCAGUAUCCCUAAGAUUUGCAAGAUGUGUUACAAAACAUUCUGUUGGAGAGAUAAUUGA
Molecule: messenger RNA, 2229 nt
Organism: Candida dubliniensis CD36
Lineage: Eukaryota; Fungi; Ascomycota; Pichiomycetes; Serinales; Debaryomycetaceae
Gene: SPO1
Product: putative carboxylic ester hydrolase
Exons: 2
Coding region: 1-2229 (742 amino acids)
Biological process (GO): glycerophospholipid catabolic process
Cellular component (GO): plasma membrane; extracellular region; intracellular membrane-bounded organelle
Molecular function (GO): A2-type glycerophospholipase activity
Source: RefSeq, a predicted model, not a curated record